AACACACACACACACACAGACAGGGGGAGAGAUCAGGGGGGGAGAGAGGGGACUGCAUUCAACGUAUCAGUACAGCUUCGAGGAAAUCUAGAGCCUCCUGCUUCUCAGGUUAAGAAAACUUCCACAAAUGGAAGAAAAUCAAUCAUCAAACUCUAUGAAUCAUAAUGAAAAACCAUGCAAAGAUAUUGCAAUUGAAAUUCCAGGGGACUUAUUUCCAAAGGACUUGGAGACUACCUUUCGGCCAGAGGAAUGUAUCUACAAAGCUCCAGCUGCACUUUGCGAUUCAAACAGAGCUUCCUACACUCCUCGGGUAAUUUCUAUAGGUCCUUUUCACCAUGGUAGUGAAAAACUGAUGCCUAUGGAAAUUCAGAAACAAAGAUAUCUGAAAGAAUUCUGUAAGAGAUUGGGAGGGGAAACAAAGGGGCAAGAAUCUUUGAAAGUACUUUGGGGGACCAUUCAAAGUCUUGAAGAUAAAAUCAAACUCCGUUAUGCAGAUAAUACAUUUGUUGAAUUUUCUAGCGUUGAUAAUAAGUUUGUGAAGAUGAUUCUGUUUGAUGCAGUGUUCAUCUUCGAGCUCUUCUUGAAGAAUGAAGAAGAUAUGCACGAUAACAAACGAUAUCAAGAUGAUUUCAUCGUAGGCAAACCCUGGCUGAGAGCUGCGAUUCAACGGGACUUGAUAUUGCUUGAAAAUCAGCUUCCAUUCUUCAUUCUCAAGAAAUUAUAUAAGCUUGCCAUCGAGGAAACAAAGCUCAAUUAUCCUUCUUUUCCGGACCUUUCCUGCAACUACUUUGAGAAGUACGGUAAUAACAAAACCAAGCCAUAUGAAACCAAACAUUAUAAACCGUUGCAUUUCACUGAUUUGGUAAGACAUUUUCUAUCCUUCAAGCACCCGCAGUUAGAAUCACCAGGUGGAAAGCAAGUUAAAAAUCUUUAUAGCGCAACCAUGCUGCACCAAGCAGGAAUUAAGUUCAAGGCAUUGCCGGAUGAAUGCUUGCUUGACAUAAGAGCCUGGAAGGAAACUGAGAAUACAGUCAAGAAAGGUGAGUUACAUAUGCCACCACUUGAAAUCGACAACAGCACCGAAUGUCUCUUCCGAAACCUCAUGGCCUUGGAACAAUGUCAUUAUCCAACAGAAGAGUUUAUCUGCCGUUAUGUUAAGCUAUUGGAUUUUCUUGUGGACGUUGAAAAGGAUGUGGAUUUGCUCAUUGAAAAUAAGGUUAUUGUUAGCAGGCUUGGUGACAGUAAAGCUGUGGCGGAGCUUAUUAACAAACUUUGCCUAGAAAUAGUAGAAGUUACUUCUGGUUAUGAUGCUCUCUCCCAACUGCUGAAUGAUUACUACGACAGCUCUUGGAACAAAAACAAGGCAUACUUGGUUAGUGUGUAUUUCAACAAUGUUUGGAUUGGUACUGGAACUGUUAUUGGAUUAAUCAUCCUAGCCAUCACCGUGACGCGGUUUAUCCUCUUCUUUUUCCGCUAGUAUUCUGUGUUUUUGCUAUAAAGAAAAGGCUCAACUCGACAUCACUAUAAAAGAAGAAGACAUGGAUGCUAGUUGAGCUACAAGCUUCUUGUUGGCUUUCCUCUAAAUAAAUUUGUAUCCCUCUAUGACUCACUGUGUCGCUCCUGCUGUUGUGUAUGUGGCCGUGCCUGUAGAAUUUUAGUUUCCCUUGAAGUUAAUAAAUCUUGUCAUUCCUGUUGUAAGGCAACAACAACUAUUAUUGAACUUGAAGGUUUUCAUUAACAA
Molecule: messenger RNA, 1741 nt
Organism: Populus nigra (black poplar)
Lineage: Eukaryota; Viridiplantae; Streptophyta; Magnoliopsida; Malpighiales; Salicaceae
Product: UPF0481 protein At3g47200-like
Exons: 2
Coding region: 128-1477 (449 amino acids)
Source: RefSeq, a predicted model, not a curated record